Penicillium olsonii is the source of this 513-nucleotide messenger RNA. The record is from the annotation of a GenBank genome assembly. Lineage: Eukaryota; Fungi; Ascomycota; Eurotiomycetes; Eurotiales; Aspergillaceae.
AUGGCCCCAUCCGCCGAUCCCGUCGUGGCUACGCCCGGCGUGCCUGCUCCGACCCAUCCCGAUCGUCUGCGCGUCGACCGAAGCACCAAAGCCUUUGGAAGUGGGGCCACCUCUCUCGUCGACCUCCCCGCGGGUGCCCUCUUUGCCAAGAUCACCACGGCGACCCCCGGCAAAAAGGCCUACACCAGCGUGCAGACCGGUCCGGACAGCCACAUCGAGCUCAAUUCCGACCUGGUCUUCUGCAACCACUCCUGCGCCCCCACCUUGAACUUCGACAUGGAUCGCAUGGAAGUGCGCGCUGUGGACAACCGUCCCCUCAAGGCAGGCGACGCUCUGACCUUCUUCUACCCCAGCACCGAAUGGGAAAUGGACCAGGCUUUCCAAUGCACCUGCGGGGCAGGUGAGGGGGUCUGCAGAGGCUGGAUCUCUGGGGCCAAAACCAUGUCCAACGACGAAUUGGCGGGGUACUGGCUCAACCCUCACAUUGCGCAGCUGGUUGCUCAGCGCAAAUAA